Messenger RNA from Andrographis paniculata, 2320 nucleotides. RefSeq lists its product as uncharacterized. The transcript has 17 exons. Gene Ontology annotation, molecular function: protein binding. Bases 343 to 2079 code for a protein of 578 amino acids. The record is from RefSeq and is a predicted model, not a curated record. Lineage: Eukaryota; Viridiplantae; Streptophyta; Magnoliopsida; Lamiales; Acanthaceae.
CCUCUUCCUCUCUCUCUCAUUCUGCAACUCUUCUACUUUUCAUACACACUGCACGAUACACAAGCACGCUGUUGUGAUUGUGAUUAUGCGCCGAUGACGGAAAAUUGGCAAAAUUCGAUGCUCAGUUCGUCUUCCUGUUGUUGAUUUUGGUGUGGUUUAUUAAAUCCGUUAAUUGAAGCUUCUGGAGCGAAAUUUUUGUGUGAUUCGAGGGUUUUUGAGAAUUAUCAUUAAUUUUGCUAUUUUAAGCUCAAACACGCUCUGCGGCUUAGGAGGGUUAGUGUGCAUUUGUAUCCCAACCACUGUUGAUAAUUCGAUGCACGUAAAGUAGAGAAAAGGAAUCGAAUGGGGGGAGCUUGUUCGAGGAAGCGUGACCAUCUCGUCAAUGAGGAUGGUCUGAGUGGAAGAGUUUCAGGGAGAUACAUGAAAAGUGGGAGCUCCAAAUGGCUGGGGGCAUCCAUGUCUAGAUCAUCUACAGACGCCAAUCAAGGAAACCAAAGUUGCCCUUCUCUUAUAGAUUUGUGUAUACAUAAAAUUCGUGAAGACGUGGAUAAAUAUGUUUCCUUCUCCAUGCUGCCAAGAGAUAUAAGCCAGCAGAUUUUGGAUGAUUUGAUCAGUUCUCAAUGCCUAACUGAUUCGGUACUAGAAGCUUUUCGCGAUUGUGCUCUGCAGGAUCUUAACAUGGGAGAAUACCCGGGAGUAAAUGACAGCUGGAUGGAUAUUGUAUCUUCACAGGGUCAAUCUCUACUGUCUGUAGAUCUCUCGGCUUCAGAUAUUACUGACUUGGGGCUGGCUUAUCUCAGAGACUGCGAAAAUCUUCAGACGGUGAAUCUUAAUUACUGUGAUCAGAUUUCGGAUAAAGGUCUGGAGCAAUUAAGCGGUCUGUCAAAACUAGACACUCUAAGCUUUAGAAGAAAUUGCUUGAUCACUGCACGAGGGCUCGGUUUCUUGUCCGGAUUAGUCAAUUUGGUUAAACUGGACUUGGAAAGAUGCCCGAAUAUCCAUGGCGGUCUAUAUCACCUGAAAGGACUUUCAAAGCUCGAUUCUCUCAAUCUCAAUUGUUGCAACUGCAUCACUGAUACUGAUAUGAAGGCACUUUCCGGGCUUACAAGCUUGACGUCAUUGCAGAUUGCUUCCACUGGGGUCACUGAUCUCGGCAUUGCAUUUCUUAAAGGUUUAAGAAAUCUUACACUUUUAAAUAUGGAGGGCUGCCGCGUGACAGCUGCAUGCCUGGAGUCACUUACAGCUCUUACCGCAUUGAUGUAUUUGAAUUUUAGCAGAUGUCGUUUGACUGAUGAUGGUUGUGAAAAACUUGCUCAGUUGCAUUCCCUGAAAGUUCUGAAUUUGGGAUUCAACGAAAUCACGAGUGCCAUUUUAGUGCAUGUCAAAGGGCUUAAGAAUCUGGAGAGCUUGAACCUGGACUCAUGUGGGAUUAAUGAUGACGGAAUGGUUCAUCUUGCAGGUUUGUCUAACCUGAAAUCCUUGGAGCUUUCCGAUACUGAAGUCGGGGACAAUGGAUUACGCCAUAUUUCUGGGCUGCUCGGUCUUGAGAUUUUGAAUCUCUCCUUCACAAGUGUUACCGAUGGAGGCUUGCGAAAGCUGUCCGGCUUAUCGUCUCUCAAGUCCCUCAAUUUGGAUGCUCGCCAGAUCACCGAUGCCGGCCUUGCUGCUCUUACGAAUUUGACCGGGCUGAGACACCUGGAUCUCUUUGGUGCUCGGAUUACCGACUUUGGAACCAAUUUCUUGAAAUCUUUCAAGAACCUGCGGUCUCUCGAAAUCUGUGGCGGUGGAUUGACCGACGCGGGAGUAAAGAACAUCAAAGAGCUUACAUCCUUAAACCUGCUGAACCUGUCACAGAAUCACCACCUGACGGACAGGAGUCUGGAAUCGAUCUCAGGGCUUACCCGACUGGUGUCUCUGAACAUCUCGAAUUCUCGGGUGACGAGCGUGGGGCUACAGCAUCUGAAGUCCCUAAAGAAUCUAAAGUCGCUGAUGCUGGAGUCGUGCAAAGUGACCGCGAGCGACAUAAGGAAGCUUCAGGCGACGCAUCUCCCCAGUCUCGUGAACUUCAGACCUGAAUGAAGCUGCGGAUGGUGAACGAACUCUUCCUCUUUCCUCCUGUACAUAAUGACGGCAGAAUCGCAUAACGGCGCCGAGUUCACCUCUGUAAGUAAGUAUAUGAUGGGACGUGGAUUUUAGUAUAAUGUUGAAUCCCGCCAUCUCUAUCUAUCUAUCCAUCUAUCUGCAUAAGCUUCCUUACUUUCUUACUGGGAACAAAUGUAUAUAUAAAAUGUGUUAUGGCAUGCCUCUAAAUUUCGGUUUC